Aedes albopictus (Asian tiger mosquito) is the source of this 2352-nucleotide messenger RNA. Its product is annotated as KH domain-containing, RNA-binding, signal transduction-associated protein 3. Gene Ontology annotation, biological process: regulation of alternative mRNA splicing, via spliceosome. Bases 244 to 1407 code for a protein of 387 amino acids. Gene Ontology annotation, molecular function: mRNA binding. Gene Ontology annotation, cellular component: nucleus. The record is from RefSeq and is a predicted model, not a curated record. The transcript has 4 exons. Lineage: Eukaryota; Metazoa; Arthropoda; Insecta; Diptera; Culicidae.
UGAUGAUUGUGGAAAAAAAAACAUCGUGUUGCAGUCGUUGCAGUGCAUUGAAUCUGAGUCAAAGAAAAUAGUUUUUCUCGAGUAAAAAUCUAUAAAUUUCAUUUUUUUUAAAUUCUUGUGAGGUGAAACAUAGCUCAUUGUUUCGAAAUACCGUGAAGUGCCCGUGGGAAGAAAGCAUUUGUGUGAAAUAAAUCGCUUGGAAAUUUUUCCUCCAAACAACGCUGUGAGCUGCUGACUGGAAAGAUGGCCGACCAGGACGCAAACGGAUACAAUGACGAGGCAAGCGAUUUCAAGCGGAAACAGAACCGCCCCCAGCAGGACCAGGAGCAGGACAUGGACGACGACCGGGAAUCGCAACAGCAAUCUCAGAAGGCACAGGAAUACAUUAAGGGAAUGAUGAGCGAGCGGCAGCAGUUGGAUCGAAAGUAUCCGAUUGCCGACCGGCUGCUGGAAGUUGAAAUUGAGAAUGUGCAAAAGACUGGAAAGCCUCCGGCGCGGCGGUACAUCGACAUCUACCGGGAGAAGCACAUCAAGGUGUCGGUGAAGAUUCUGGUUCCGGUUAAGGAGCACCCGCGGUUUAAUUUCGUCGGAAAGCUGCUGGGUCCGAAGGGAAACACGUUGAAGCGUCUCCAGGAGGAUACGAUGUGUAAAAUGGCCAUUUUGGGCCGAGGAUCGAUGAAGGAUCGCAAAAAGGAGGAGGAGCUGAGGUCGGGAAUGGACCCGAAGUACGCCCACCUGAUGGACGACCUGCAUGUGGAGGUGAACGCAAAUGGUCCUCCAGCGGAGGUUUAUGCCCGGAUUGCCUACGCGAUGGCCGAGCUGCGCAAGUACCUGAUUCCGGACAGUAACGACUUCAUCCGGCAGGAGCAGAUGCGCGAACUGAUGGAGGACUCCGAAGCGGAAGUUCCACCGAAGAAGCCUUACAAGAAACCGAUGCCGGUGGAAGUGCCUGCUCCGCCACCGCAGACCAUCCCCGUGGCUAGACCGAUGCCGGCGCAGAAGAAGGUGCUCUCCAUACUGGACAAGGCACGGGCGGCGAUGGAGGAUAUCCACGGACCCAGACCGAUGCCCCCGGCCCGUUACGAAGAACCGGCCUACGAACACGGUUACGAAACAAGCUACGCCUACCAUCAACCUGGACCUCCGCCGCCCCGUGCCAAAUACGCCCCGGAAGCACCCGAAUACGAACAGGAAUACCGUCGUGAGUACUACCGAGAGCCGGCCCCGUACGCAGCUGCACCGAAGCCUGCCACGAUCAGCCCAAGUGGUCGCCCCUGGAAGCCGUCGUCUUAUGCAGCGCCCCCACGCGGAGUUCACCCCUCAGAGGAGAUCCCCAUGAAGCACGGUGGUGUCCGCGAAGUCAUGCCGCGGUACCGACAUGCGCCGUACUCUCGUCCGGCGAAAUAAAAACCUUUAAAAUCGUCAAACGGUGAUGAUGCUGUGCGGGUAGCACCUGCGCUAGCAACUCAAAAUCGAAUAAAAACACACAAAGAGCUAACAUUGUAAUACUGAAAUCGCAAACAGGGGAAAUUUAAAUAGAGGAAACUAAUCGAAAAAGCGUCAAGAGAAAAGUUUGGUCGUAAUUUAAGCUUGACAAAACAGGAGAAAUAAUCCAUUGGGUGUGAACUUGCUGAUUUAAAAUAAUAACUAUAACAUAUAAACUCUAAAACGAUAUUUGACAUUUGAAAUAUUACAUAAAAGUAAAAUCAACAGUAAACAAAUAAUACGAGAUAAAUAGUAUUGCGAUGUUUUGCGAAUGCGCAAUUAUUAUAACUAUUGAAUUUGCAAAUGUCUGCUUAAAAACAAGUUAAUCACACAUUAAAAUACAACAUAAUACUUGAUAUAAAAAUAUAUGAAUAUGAGCCAUUAUAAAAGUUAACACUUAUCUUCGUAAAAAAAAAGUUUCUAUUCUUCACUUAGUUUCAGAGACUAGGGAAGUAGGUUCACUUUUGAAAACUAAUAUUGUACUACAAAUCCGGAAUUCUGCUUUCGAUAACAAAUAAAAGCAAAUACAUAUAAAUAUGAUGACAUCUCGUUGUAGUGGAUCAUAAUAGAAAGCGAAAAAGUUUAAACAAAGUAUGUAUUGAACAAUAAAAUACUUACAAUUAAUGAAAUAAACCAGAUCCAUCAACUGACGAAGCAAAUAACGAGUAAAUCACAAAAUCUAUCCAAUAAUAAACAUAACUUUUCAGAUAAGGUAAAUUACAAAUCUAAAUAAUCAAUAAUAAAAAUAAUAUUCACACAAAUAUGCAAAAGAUUAUCCAACAAAAAGUAACCACAUCAGCGAAAAAAAACAUCAAAAAGACAUGUUGCUAAUAAACGUCUCCCAUCUCGGAAGAACGACACCCAAAA